Molecule: messenger RNA, 6085 nt
Organism: Seriola aureovittata
Lineage: Eukaryota; Metazoa; Chordata; Actinopteri; Carangiformes; Carangidae
Gene: nkd1
Product: NKD inhibitor of WNT signaling pathway 1
Exons: 10
Coding region: 163-1509 (448 amino acids)
Biological process (GO): negative regulation of Wnt signaling pathway
Cellular component (GO): cytoplasm
Molecular function (GO): calcium ion binding
Source: RefSeq, a predicted model, not a curated record
AAAGGCUGCUUUCGCACUCCAGUCGCACGGUCCUGUACUGAGCGCAGUCUGCUCUCGGUCUCCACGGACGCUCCUCUGUCUGGAUAUCGUAGCCUGUUUCUUUUUUUUCUUCUUUGGAUUAUAUUCAUCUGAUGGUUUUCAACUCCAACUCGAUGCAUAGAAAUGGGUAAACUGCACUCGAAACAUGCCGCUAUUUGUAAACCGAGGGAGAGUCCAGAAGGCGACAGUUUUGUAGUCAAUGCCUGUUUGGCGAGGAAGGGAAUCGACGACUGGCUCGUGAAGCAGAAAUACUACUGCACGAGCUCGCGCCUCGAGCAGCAAGACUGUCACCACAAGAAUAACUGCGGUUUGACUGCACGGGACUCUAUGGAUGAAGCAUGUGCUGAUGGGAUUGGUGAUGAACACUACCGCUUAGAAGUGGCUUUACCCCCGGAGAAGACAGACAGCUGCUGUGUGGAGGAGAAGAUGCAGGAGAGGGACAGCCAAUCCCCCGCAGGGCCACAGAAACAGCUCCAGUUUGAAGAGCUGGAGUGCGCUGUGUCGGUGGAAGAGGAUAACAGGCAGGAGUGGACCUUCACCCUCUACGACUUUGACAACAACGGCAAAGUAACCAGAGAGGAUAUCACCAGCCUGCUCCACACCAUCUACGAGGUCGUGGACGCCUCCGUCAACCACUCUCCCGGCAGCAGCAAGACGUUGCGGGUCAAGCUCUCGGUGGCGCCUGAUUCCAGCCAGCGGUGGAGGAGUUGCACGCAGGGUGCGGCAGACUUGUCCCACCCCAGAGAGAAAAAUGACAAGUGUACAGAAGACCCCAAGAGUGCAGACAAGAAGACUCGAGCACUCCUAAGGCGCCACCACAGUGACCACCACACCCAGCCGGGCUGCCAGCGCCACUGUGUGGAUGAGAACCUGGAACGCAGGAACCACUACUUGGACCUGGCAGGCAUCGAAAACUACACAUCCCGCUUCGGAGCCGCUCCAGUCACAGAACCGACAAAGGCAGAGCCUCAGACCCGCUCAUCCAACCAGACACGCUCUCGCUCCCACGAACCAGAAAACGGCCACUCCCAUUCCCACCACCGCCGCUUGCAAACUGUUGUGGACACUGUUGCUCCGGACAGCCUCCACCCUCCCCGGCCGCGAGGCCAAGACUCAGGGAAACAUGCCCUCCGUUCUCCCAAGACCCACAGCCGCACACCACCUGCACAGAUCAGUGGCAGGGUGAUGAGAAGCCGAGGUGUACCUCCUCCCCCGGCCCUACCCAGCCAGACCCCACCUCACCAGUCCACAGCCCCCUACCGCAAACACAAGCAGCGGUCCAAGGAGAGCCAGGGCUACCGCGCUUUAGGCCCUCUGGCAGCUUCAGGACCAGUGGUGGAGAAGGAGCAGGUGAGGGACCUGCCCAGUGUGCUGCUUUAUGAGGGGGGGCUGGCGCAAGUGGUGCAGCGGCACGAGCAUCACCACCACCAUGAACACCAUCACCACUACCACCAUUUUUAUCAGUCCUGAAUUUCAACCCUGCCUGUGACAGCUCAGCACUCCUGCAGCCCCACAAAACCCAACCAGGCUUGCAGGCACUGACUACAGUCAACCACCUCCUCAAAUACUGUGCAGUUAGCCCUUCAGUGGCUUUGUACUGGACACAGGACAUAGGGAGGAGAGGAGGAUCAUGGGAGGGGCAGUCCAGUGCUGAGAUGUUAUUAACCAGUGUUAUAAACAGCUUGGUCAGACUUGGGUAUGCAGCAGGACUGAGGAUCACGGCUGGGGCUCGAGAGGAGGAACGGAGGGACAGAUUUAAUAUACAGCUCCUCUCCCCCAGACCUUGUAUCCCACUACCUGAUGAACUCUACGGCUCUAAACCAGCACCACAGCCCUUCCAGACCACUAAGCCAAAAGGUUUUUAAGGAACAGGAGGGAUGAGAGGAAGAAAGACUGUGGUGUAAAGAUGAAAAUAUAUGAAGGAAUAUAGAUGAUAGGAGAGCAGGGCAUAGUGUGUGUGUGUGUGUGUGUGUGUGUGUGUGUGUGUGUGUGUGUGUGUGUGUGUGUGUGUGAGAGAAACAUUGUGUGAAUGUGUGGGCGUAGGAAGAGUGUGUGUGUGAGUGUCACGACACUGGUGUCUGUUGAAAACCACUUGAAGUGCGCUCAUGGGUGCGUGAGUAUUUAAAGCUGGCUGUCAGGCAGGUUUUUGAAGAUGAAAAUGAAGAUUCUGAUCUAAGCACGCAAUACCCCGUAAGCAAGUUUAAUGGGAAGGAAAAGUAAAAGAAAAAAGGAAAAAAAAGAACAGAGAUCCCAAAUCCGCUGCUACCUCUAAUUUUAUCCUAAUUGUUGUUGUAAUGGUGACUUUGACUAAGCAUUCAGAAGUUAUUUUCAAAUUACUUCAAAACUUUUUUUGAAAUAAGAGAAAUCAUGUCAUGAUCUGCAGUACUGAAGUGUCGAAAAGCUCCUUUUAUUAACUAACAUUUACUGUACAUAAGGUAUAUAUUGUUAUCAAUUUUAUAAGCUUUAUUGAUAAUGUGAUAUCUUUGUAUUCACUAUCUGAAGCUUUUAUGUUUGUUUUCCCUACACAGCCACAUUUUAUAAGACCACUUGGAGCCCCAUUUUCACAAGAACAUGUACAACUGUAUUAACUCACUCAGUCUCACACAGUCCCUCAUUCUCUCUCUCCGUUUCAACUCUCUCACCAUGUGAUUAGCUAUGUAACCGUGACCCAAUAAUUAGUCAAAGUAAAAGGCUGAAUGACUAAAAUCCCAACUCUCAACAGUGCUGUUCAGUCACGUUCAGUAGUGUGUCUAGAGCAUGAAAUAUGAGGACACGGCUGUACUUUUGAAUACACAUCAAAGUAUAUUACUCAAGUUCAGUUCAUGUAAGCUUAGCUGUCAUUUAAUGGCCGUCAUGCUGUUCAUGUAGACCGUUAGUAUCUGGGUUCUGCAUAAAGAUAAGGUAGAAAUAUCUACCUUAUCUUUCCCCUUUAAAAUAUAAGGGAUUGACCGAUAUGGUUUUUUUCAAGGCCGAUACCAAUACUGAUUAUCUGUAAUCAAGGAGGAAGGAGGAUUUACUAAAGGACUGUUGUAUUAGACUUCAUUAGUUUUAGCUAUAUGUUCCUAAUGCACAGGCUGCAAAGUGACUGAAAUUAAUUGGUUGAUUUUGGUGCUGUUCUCACCUAUGAACUGAUUCACCUGGAGGCCUAAAUAUGCUCUUAUUUGAUAGCUUUAUCUGAUAUUAUUAUUAUCAUCCAAUAAGAGGAUUUACCUCUCCCCUUUUAAAAUGUAACACAAUAACACGUUUACUCAGAGAUAUUUUAUUUUAUCUGUUAUCGGUUAAAAAAACAACGACACUGAUAAUCGGAUGCUGAAUAUUACCACCAGGCCGAUAAUCGGUCGAUCCCUAAUACUUAUACUAUAAUGCUUCUGUUUAGUCUGGUGGUGUUUGUGCCUAAAGGACUCUUUUUUUUGUUUGCCUGUCCAAGAUGUCAGCAGUUGACUCACAUGUCCUCAGUCCCAUGACACACUUAAAAACAAAACUAGACAUGGCGUGAUCUAUGACAUCAAAGCAGUAGAGUACACUAGUUCUGCCUCAGGCCCUUUAGCAUAUUUUACAUACAUUGAACCUUGCUCUGUGCAGCCAGUUGGAGGUUGGUGACUUCAUUUAUCAAUACGGGGUUUGACCUUUUAUUUUACAGUAAUUAAUGCAAGGAAUUCUUUUUUGCUGAGCAGACAUGUAAUAUUUCACCACCGCCCCGCUUCAGAGCCAAGCAGUCACGCAUAUUCACACCUGGGAGUUGUCAUGCUCCGUGCUUUUCUUUUCUUACUUUCAAGCCAGCACUUUCCCCAGCAGCUCUGUUGUCCGGGCCUCUCGGACUGGCCCAGGGUCACACGGCUGCUUCCUCUGUUUCCAUGGCAUCUUCCUGUCCCCCAGCUGUCAGCAGGUCUUUCUUUGUGGUGUGGUGGGGCGAGGGCUCUUUCAGCUGUCUCAUUCCUCUGGUGCUGGAUAACACUGGGCCCGGCCUGCAGUCUCCACCAGACCUAUAACUCACCACUGCUGCUCUCCUGCGGGCUCCUGCUCAUCCUGUCCCAUGAUGCUCUAAGGGCACUGCUGUAAACAUGCAGAUGUUGAUGGCGCAUGCAAAACACAUGCAAAAAUGUAACUUACCCGUGGCACAUCUGGUGCGACAGAGACACUGAAGUUAGAGUUGCAUGUUCUCCAGGAUUAUUCACUGUUUUUCCUACUGAUAUUCUUGCUUAGCAGACAUGAUCUUUUGCAGCACUUUCCUGUUUCAUUCUAGUGGGGCCAGUCUCUUGACCUUUAGAGCAAUGAGAGUUUAAGUGCCUCGCUCUAAGGUAGCCUCACACAUAGAGAGGGGGGGUGAUCUGAGUGAACCAGAGCCCUUUACCAUUAGCAGGCUUCAUGCUGAGACUAUCCCUUAUGUUUGAGUGUGUUAGUCUGUCAUAAGCAUGUGUGUUUUUGUGAUGAGCAAGAAUGCAGUGUAUGCCAGCCCUGCGAUGUCCUCUCACAGCUGCGGGCUGUCCUUUAGCAGGAGGCACCAGGCAGACGGGUCAUCUCAUGGGACCCGGUGGUGAAUACGGCGUCAUUCCCUGAGGGGAUCACAGCUGCGUUCCAUACCUCAGCUUCUUCACCUCACACUGCUUUUCCUGGGCAACAAAUCUUUGUUACUGGAUCCCUCAUAACACUGUAACUCCUUUGUCAAUGCUUGCACCUCACCCAAAACAGUGUUGAUACCAGUGUAUGACUGUAAAUAUAAGCUGUGUGGAAACGGUCGUCUUGUGUGAACGGACAGCAAGCAGGCGACUGCUCGCCCAGCAGGGUGGUCUGAUUCGACACGGUGAGCGAGGGCUUCUGAAGGAAUUUGGGUGAAAAGCUUGGUCAGGUUGUAAUUUUUAAACUUCUUUCACCCAGAGAGAGUUUUACUGAAGACACAUAACUCAUUUUUGUUAAUCUCCUGCUUUACAGUCAUAAAAUUACCAGAAGUCACACUACAAAACUUAAAAACUACUCACCAGAAACUACAGAUGUACUUUCUUACCUUUUGACCACCACUGUCUCUGGAGCAUCUUUAGAUGCUGUACUUUGCUCAAGGGUACCUCAACAGCAUUUGUUAAGGGUUGGGAAAACAGUUAUUUUUCAGUUUUUAAUUACACAGAUUUCUUCAUUUAAAAAACGUGUUGUCAAAACCUCAUUGUUAACCUUACCACUGUCACAAUCCCUCUUCUGUCUUGUCAUACAGUGGCAAUAUAUCUAUAUUUGCUGAGGGAAAAAUAAGAUCAUGUGCAGGUGUUUUUGUUUUUUUUAUCAGCAGCCAAGUUGUCAGCUAUGCCUCUAAAUCCACCAGAAUUUAUUUGUAUUAUUUUGCUUGCCAGAUUGUUAUGUGAGAGUGGGUGUAACUUUAAUAUUUCAAAUUAUUAAUGCUUCUUUUUGGAACCAAAAAAAAGUCCAAUCUUGUCAUACAAACUGCUCUAGAUCCAUUAUCGUCUGUCCUGUUGUGUAGGAUAUUCAGAGCCACCUCUCCAUGUUAAUAUAGUAUGUAUUGCUCCACUAAUAUCCAUAUAUCAAAAAUUAAAAAAAAAUCUGAUGUAUAUAGUGGACUGCAGAAAGAUUAAACCAGCGUCAUUUAGAAAGAAAAUAAGGCUUAUUAUAAUGAAUGACUGUCAAACUAUCUCUCUUGCCUACUGUCAGCUAGUACUCCGACAAUACCUACGCCACACCAAUCUGACUCAGCAGGGAGGAAUAAUUCUCUGCCUCUACCACAAGCUGUUUCUUCCUCUACACACAGACACACUUUCACAUGGUAUUUGUUGUAAAAGAAAAUUGUUUAGCACUAGCUGUUUUCUAUCCCCCUCCCUCCUAAUGUUUCUCAUGACUUUGUUUAGUUUAUAUAGAUUGUAUUUGAUUAAUUGCUUUAUUUAUUUGAUAGCAGAUCUGUGCCAAGGGAAAUACCCUUUUAUUAAAGUAUGAACCUGUUCCUUAUAAACUCACCGACUAUUGGAGUCAUCUUAUUUCAUUCAGAUAUGUGCGGUGCAAUUGUAUGUAUAAUAAGAACAUAUUAUUUAUAAAAGGUACCAGUUAACGA